AUGGUGUCCAAAUGCUCUUCUAAGACCACCAUUGUCUUCAUCGUUAAAAUAGCUUCGCGAGAUCAAUAUGCCGCUGCAUUGACAACUAGCAAACCUUUUGCAAAUAUAAACCUUACCACUUACACCCCAUGGAACGCCCUCCGAGGGGGACGUCAUCCAAUCUCUUCCAUAUCUAAGAACUGGGAGUUGCAUUCUACUGCUCAAACUGAAGAUGUGAUUCUCAGUGACGAAGACAAGAAAACAUGGGAAUCUUGCAGGCAGGCGCUGUCUGCAUAUGGUUUUGGCACAGAGGAGGAAGACAAGAUUCUUGGCAAGGCAUUUGGUCAUAUUCAUUCUCCUUAUUGGGGUGAGGAGCGAAAGAAGGAAGUUCCCAAGUUCGAAGUUGUUAAUGAGAUACUAAGUUACCUAAAGGAUUUAGGCCUCACUGAUGACGAUCUUGGAAAAGUUCUCAAGAAAUUUCCGGAGGUGCUUGGAUGCAACCUGGAAAACGAACUCAAAGAAAACGUCCAGAUUCUCGAUAAUCAAUGGGGCAUUAAAGCUCUUGUAGAUUUCCCUCUUCGCCCUCCACCACAAAAGCCUAGAGACAACACAAUGCAGAUGAAGGUCAUUGGAGAUUUGUUGAAACCAGUGGUUUAUGCGGAAAUAUUCUCUCAAUAAUUCGAGUAAUUCAAACCGGAGGUACCUGAACGAAGAGAAUGAAGAUGAGAAACAAAUGUAGGAGCUUCAUCUUUAGAGUUUCUUGAUUAUGGUUACUAGCAAGCGACUCUAUUUAUAGAGAUGGAGUUGCUUUAAUGUGAUAUGAAGUAAAGGCAGGAAAAGAUAUGUAUGAAUAGAAACUGGAUCGGGAUAUAACUUAACUCGAAAUACAGAAACAAAUGAAAGAGACAAUCCUCCCAGGAGGCCAAUAAUCCUCUCACCAAGGCCUACGGUAUACACCGAUAACAAUUGAUCUUUUCUAGAUAUCUUUCUCAAAAACCUCCAUAGUUUAUAUAGGAGUUUACAAUAUACUAAUCCCACCAAACUUGCACCUAAUUGAUUCCAAUCAAUUCCCAAUUGGGGCUAUUUUAUUCCAAUUUAUUUCCUGAAAUUAUUUCA
This is a messenger RNA of Salvia hispanica, 1095 nucleotides long. NCBI's taxonomy places the organism in Eukaryota, Viridiplantae, Streptophyta, Magnoliopsida, Lamiales, Lamiaceae. The record is from RefSeq and is a predicted model, not a curated record.